AUGACCAACAAGAAGUUUUCGCUGAAAGGUACGUGUUUUGCCACUCUGUUGGCCUUUCUCUCAUUUAGAUUAAGGGGAAAUUUUAAACUGAAUAAAUUUAAAAUCACUCGUAAUAGGCAUGCAUAAGCACACUGUAAGUCAUUUUGCAGCCUCUGUAACAACGCAGGGAGGGAACCUUCUUAGAACUUUUGCACAAACUCUUCUAAAGGUACUGCACAAUGUCACACUGUGCACUAGAGAAUAUUCUGGUGGAUCAUGAUCAAUUUAGACCCUCACACUAUACUUGGUGCAUUUUCCACAAAGGAGAGCAUUGAUUCUUCUCAAUUCUUAUAGCUGAACAACAUAUUAAACCAUAAUUUGCUACAAUUAUGCUCUUCCUUGAAAUAUAAUGGGACAUAAUGUAGCAUCAUGCCUUCACCUUGCUGCAACCCAAGACUCGUUUGGUAACAGCAGCAAUCUAACGUAAUGAACCGUGAACUUCUAUGCAUUCCAAAGUUAAGUCCCACUGAGUUUAGUUUGAUUUACUCUUGUGUAAGUAUGCAAAGGAAUGAUCUGAGAGUAUUAAAACUGCAUAUGGUGUGGCUUUUCAUUCGGCUCAGCAAUGUCUCUCACCUUCUUUUUUUUACUCAAAAAAGAUUUCUAGUGAACUCAAAAAGUUUGUUCACAACUUGAUGGUGUUUUCAUUGGUAUUGAUAAAAGCAUAGCACUACUGUUGCUGUUUGGAUCAUAACUGUGCAGUUGAUCAUGACCAAUCAGUCCCAGUAGAAGUCUUCCAGAUUGAGGUCUAAGACUGGCUUUACACAAAUAGCCAGAACACAAGACGUUGAAAAUUGUGUGUCUGUACUAAUAUCAGCAGAUAAACAUAACUGAGGUUCAGAGCAGAGGAAGCUAUUUUAUAGCAGGUCAGCCUAUCUGUCAACACAGACCAGUAUUGUCUUGUUUACUCUGACUAGUUAUGGGUUUCUAGAGUCACAUUAAAGGAAAAGGGACCCCUGACCAUUAGGUCCAGUUGUGACCGACUCUGGGGUUGCGGCGCUCAUCUCACUUUAUUGGCCGAGGGAGCCAGCGUACAGCUUCCGAGUCAUGUGGCCAGCAUGACUAAGCCGCUUCUGGUGAACCACAGCAGCACACGGAAAUGCCGUUUACCUUCCCGCCGGAGCGGUACCUAUUUAUCUACUUGCUUUUGAACUGCUAGGUUGGCGGGAACAGGGACCAAACAACGGGCGCUCACCACGUUGCGGGGAAUUGAACCGCCGACCUUCUGAUCGGCAAGUCCUAAAUACCUUAACUUUCUACUGGCAAUGCCAGGGGUUGAACCAUGGGACCUUCUGCAUGCAAGGCAUAUGCUGUAUACCUGAGCUAUGACUUCUCCUAAGAAUGGACCCAUAUCAUAGUACAUUUAUUAUAGACUUGUGCCUUAAAGCAUAGUUUAGGCAAAUAUAAAAUCAAAACAUUUGCGUUUCACUGAUCAGUUUCUUUGCUGCACGCUUCUUGCAUAGCAAAGGUAUGGGGACCAUUUUUAAGCAACAUACAGAUUUACAUGAUAUUAAAGAUUUGGAAGGGGGGGCGGGUCUUAAAGUAUAAGCAGUGUUUGCAGAACUACCUUCCCAAGGCAUCCAGGAGUCUUUUGAAUGCAUUCCAGUGUGCUAAAGUUUUUUUUUUGUAGUCCCGUUACAUAUGCAGAAGAGUUUAAACGGCACAGCUGCUGAAAAUUUGCAGACAUAAUCCCAGGACAAUCAAAAUCUUGGGAGUGACCCCGCCACCCUCCUUCAAAUUUAAUUUAAAUACCAUAUGUUUGUAGGGAAGGAAGCAACCCUUGGGAAAAGCCAGAAAGAAAGGGGCGCAACCUAUCUUUCCACACUCUUACAUUUAUGCAAACACAAUUACAUAUCUAUAAAAAGUUGGUUUCCUCACAUAUGGUGGUUUAAUGAAGUUAAGCAUUAAAGGAGGAGGCAGAAUAAUGUGGAAAGUUUCCCAUUCACUUUCUGGACUUGAUGGACAUCUGAUGUUGUUGUUCUUGUUUACCUGAACAGGUGUGUUGCUUGCCAUCCUGGCGAUUACUAACGUGUACCUGUCAAGGAAGGGUGUAACAUCAUCACCUAUUUGUCCCAAUGGGUCUGACACUUGCCAGGUCUCUCUUGGGGAUCUUUUUGACCGUGCUGUCAAACUCUCACACUAUAUCCACUCCCUGUCUUCAGAAAUGUUCAAUGAAUUUGUAAGUACCCAAGCCUUUCUUGCCAUAUACUUUUCUACAAAAUGAACUCCAACUAAAAGAUGACAUGAAGAAAUGGGGGAGGGGGGACUCUCUAGCAAAGGGGAAUUGGUGGCUGACUUUCUGUUUGCUUCUGCCUCCCUUUCAGAAUAGGAAAUUGCACAAAUAUGGUGCUAAGUACUGUUAUGAUUAUUAGGCGGUGUUUGACUAAGAGAUGCUCAGAGAAAUCAAUGGGCUUUGUAUGCUAUUUUUAGACAACCUUUCAUCCUGUAGGACCCCAGAGUGAUGUGCAAGUAAGAAUAUAAAAGCAAACAAUAACAUUAAAAACCACAACAUCCAGCCAUUCAGCAGUAGAUAUGAAAAUGGACAUCAAGGCUUAUGCCACCCUCAGUAUACCAGAGUGAAGAACAUCACUGCCUACAGUCACAGGAAGAGAGUUAUAACUACCUUAAGUCCACCAAUGCCAAUGGGUCUUCUCUGAGAAUGACUUGGUUGGGUACCACCCAUUAUUUGGAAAGGCCAGUUGGAUAAAUCUACCUUGAAUGUAAACUGUGGUACCUUGGUUCUCAAAUUUAAUCCGUUUUGGGAGUCCAUUUGACUCCCAAAACCGUUCGAAAACCAAGGCACAGCUUUCAAUUGGCUGCAGGAGCUUCCUGCACCCAGGAAGCAGAAGCCACGUCGGACAUUCGGCUUCCGAAAAAUGUUCGCAAACUGGAACACUUACUUCCGGGUUUGUGGCAUUCAAGCCAAGGUACGUGUACGUGUGUGUGUGUGUGUGUGUGUGUGUGUGUGUGUAAAACAUUUCUUGACCACCCUUCAUCUGAGGAUCACGGGGCAGUUUACAAUAUAAGACCAUACACAUAUGGAAGCCAAGUAUGAUUGAAAUAGAAAUAAAGACUCACAGGUUCUUUUGUGUAUCAUCAUCAAAGCUGUAUAAACUGUCCCAACUAUAUUAAGUCUUAAUUAAUAAUAUUUAAUUUUUCUAAAGCAGUAUUAAGGAUUGAGGAGAAAGCUAUGCACACUUGAAAUGAAUUUCAGCAAGACACUGUAUUUAAGGCUUCAAUUGCAGAUGAGGAAAUGCAGGAAUAAAGAUUCAGGAUUUUACUUCAACAUAUACCUCAGCAAGCAACGCUCCUACACACCUUAAGACGCCUUAGGUUUAAGAAGUGGGAGUGAGGCAGGUUAGGAGGUCUUCUUCAAUAGGUCCAGCGUACCAAAGGAAAGAGACGCUCUUAGGAGGCACAACAGCAGCAACACAUGGGCGUGAUUGAAUAAAACACUGCCAUUUAUACACAGAAACCAUUUAGAGGAGCAAAACAAAGUAACAAAGGGUUUUUUGAGUGGAAUGCUUUGUAGGAGAGAAGCAAUUAAAAGACCCAGGCACUAGAGUAGUGCUUUGGAGUGUGGCAGAGAGGUAUUGAGAGAGAAAUGUUCAUCCCACACAACUCAGUGGGAUCACAGUCUACGGAUCACUUUACGAAACAGAGACCCUCUUAUUUAUAAGCAGAUUACGGAGAAACCUGAUCCCCAAAAGUGAUUCUUUCCACAGUACAGUUUAAAGCAAAUUACAUUUGACACAGUCUUAGAGGGGCGUGUAAUAAGGUUCUGAUACGAAAUUAAAGUCCUGCAUAACUGAAGGAUACAUUUCACACGAGCAGCAACUGCAAAGAAGAAGUAACUUCUGAUUAUUAUUUCUUCUUACUACUACUUAUUCUUCUUUCCUUGUUAUCUACUGUACUAAGUCUGAUUUUUCUUAUCUUCAGGAUGAACGCUAUGCUCAGGGCCGAGGGUUUAUUGCAAAAGCCAUUAACAGCUGCCACACUUCGUCCCUAACCACUCCUGAAGACAAGGAACAAGCUCAGCAGAUUCAUGUGAGUUCUGCCUAUUUGAAUGCAAACAGAACAAGAAACAAGCACAUGAGUAGCUUAGAUUAGAAGGUCUCAAUGACUCAGUCCAAAGGCAAACAGAAGGAAAGGAGGACACAUUAAAUGGCCAUAGGAAGUCUUGCAAGGCAUUAAUCUACAAGGCAUUAAUCCUUGGCUGAAUCCAGGGCCAUGAUUAUUUUAAUUUAGUCCCCACUGUAAUCAGUGGGACAAGUUAGGAAUACCUUGGGUGGGUGGAGCCAGAGGCAAAAAGCAGGUUUGAUUUUGAUUUUAUUUUGAUUUAUUGAAUUGCUGUGCCGCUUUUCAUUCAAAUGAAUCUCAAAGCUGCUUACAAACAAUAAAUAACAAUAACAUAACAGAGCAUCCCAAACGCAGCAUAAAUAAUAUAAUUAACAAAUCAUCUAUGAAAUAUUUACAAUUAUUUAACAAAACGGCAACUAAAAAAAUAAGCUAAACGACACAAUCACAACAAAAGUCAUAUUAUAUUAACAAAUCAAUACAACAUUUAGAAUCCAUAAAACAAUAUUAACAAAAUAGCAACUAAAAACAACAACAAGCUAAGCACUGUUAAAUUAAUAGACACACACGCCACACCCCCAACACUCUAUUCAGUUCACAAUAGAAGACACAUCAUGCCUGCUGUUAAGCCAGCUUUGCCGGAUGCUGUGCUGGCUGGGGUCCUCAGGUAGUGAGCCAUCGUGGAGACGGUGGGCGUACUGCAAGGUGGAUGUUACCUCCGGGUAGCCUGCUCUGGCUCUGUUGCCCAUGUCGCUCUCGGUAAUCGGAAGAUCCAUUCAUAGUCAAGAAAGUCUGGGGUGAGCCUGUCCCUCUGAAGUGGCGAGGUGGGGCAACAGAUGUGAUGCCUACCUCUCUACAGUCAGCUAUAUUCUAGCCAUGCAAACGUCAUGUCUCAAUCUUCCAUCCUGACAGUAAGCAAGAGGCAUUAUCACAGUGCAAGGUGACAUUCUUGCUAGGCAAAAGAACUUGAGGACAUGAAAAAGUGAUGGUGAGUGUUGUGGCCUGGGGUAGAUGUGUGGCCUGUGGAAAGUCCCAAAGCCUGUUCUUCAGGCCUGAUAUCUAUUCUGUUCCAAGGAAAGAGGUGUGACUUUCUGGUAAAGGAAGGCAGGAGUACAACUGACAAAGGCAAAGAGAGAGGAAGAGUAGUGGAUAUCAACUGUCAAAAGUAUAUAGUGUGUCAUAUAAUUUCCCCCAGUAUGUUAGCUUAUAAAAUUUAAUAAGCAUCUUAUUAAAAUAAUAAUUAUUUUUUAAAGUAAGUUUCUAGUCCAUACACUUGUCAAGGUAAUUAGAAUUCGUGGGAAAAAUUAUAUUUGUAAAUGCUGAAGUAGCAUAUAGCACCAAAGCUGCAUCGAUUCCCAGGCAAUAGUUUUCUUUCUAAGUUCCCUUUAUCCACGGAAUAAUCUGCCUCCUCAGAAACCAAGCCAUGAGACACAGCCCUCUUGCUAUUUGUAUUGGCUUAGAGAGAUGAUGUGUGAGCAUUUGAACUUCGCAGUGUUGCAGUUCUCCCGACCUAUGGAGCGCGAAAGGGUUCAGCCGCAGGGUACGUGUAUUUUGCCACAGUAAGCAAAGUGAAAAGUGUUGGUGUCGACAUUAGAGAGGUCUCAAGGGCAGCAAAAUGUCUAGGAGGAUCCCAGGAAAGAAAAGGCCCCUUUGAUCUUCCGGCUCACCCCAAGCAGUGGCAAAGUUUCAAAAGAAAUCUCCCCAGAAGCAAAACACUUCAAAGGGGAAUGAGACCCAUGCCUGGGCAUGUUUGCCAUGCUAUACGUAGACAUAGAAAUGCUUUGGAUAAGGUAUUAAGUGGCCUACCACAGAUUUCAUCUUCCAUUAUGUUUUCAAAUAUUUUCCAGAUCCCGUAUUUCUAAAACUGUCUCAUUAAUGCUUAAACUAAUCAUCAGAUUAAAGGGCAUUCCAUUCAACAAGGCUGAACAGAGCAGUGUCUACCAGCGCUGGAGAGUGCAUGGCCAGUUUGUUGAUAAUGUGUACUUAGGGGAUUCUGUCACCCAGUUAGCCCAGAGAUAUUAUUUCCAUUUAUUUAUUUUAAAAAAUAUUUCUCUACCACUCUCUCAUAGAAUAUCAGGGAGGUGCACAGUGCGUAUAUAAAUACAUGCAAAAGCCAUGAAAAACGGAGUAAUCGUUAAAGUAACUGGCUAGUCAAAGGGAUUUAAACAGCUGCAUAGGUCUGUCAGCAUUUUAAAAGUCACCAGGAAAUGUUUGGAAGUCAAAAGCAAGAAUGCCUACUGAAUCUCUCACAGCACAGGACCAGUCACACUAAAUGCCCCACUUCUGGAAAUACUUUACAAAGUCUGAUUGAUUGGUUCUAGCGCUGUCUGGAAGAAUGGCAAACAGACAACAACAACAACUGUUGCUGUUGUUGUUUUCUAUCCUGCCCUUCCUCUUGGAGGAGCCAAGGAUGACAAACACCAAAACAAUAAAACUUUUAGUUAAAAAUUAAAAACCAUUAUUUAAAACCAUUUAAAACCACUAAAAUAUGUAAAACAGUCACAUACACUCACAGCUUAUAAUUUCAGGGUUGCCAGGAGACUUUCCACCAAAAAAUGCCUAUGUAAAUAGGAACAGACACAUCUCACCAGGAAAGGCAUUCUACAAAUGGGGAACCAACACUGAGAAGGCCCUAUCACAGGUCAACAUCAACCAAGCAGUAGCCUAUAGAGUGUAAUCACUAAUCCAGCCUCCCCUGUUGAUCAUUGGCGCCAAGGUGGUUGGUAUCGAGGGAGAUGCUCUUUUAUGUACUUCCAAGCUGUUCAGGACUUUGUACACCAGUAUGAACACCUUGAAUUGGGCCCAGUAGCUCACUGGCAGCUAGUGCAUGAUACAUGGUCCCAUUGGGCUGCCCCACUUACCAUCCUAGCAGCUGCAUUCUGCACUAGCUGUAACUCCAGACAGUCUUCAAGGGCAACCCCAACCAGGAUGCAUUACAGUAGUCCUGGCAGGAGUCCAGGACAACUGAGGUCAGGCUAGAAGACUGUCAACAAAUAAGUUUAAAAAAUGACUUGCUAGGAUUAUCUAUCUCCUGUGUAAAUCUUGUGGCAUUGUUUAACAAAAUAUAAUUUGGUUUUCUAAUGUGCAGCAUGAAGACCUGCUAAAUUUAGUGCUGAGUGUUCUCCGUUCCUGGAAUGACCCUCUGCUACAUCUGGUCUCAGAGGUCCAAAGAAUCAAAGAGGCUCCUGACACCAUUCUCUGGAAGGCCAUGGAGAUUGAAGAGCAAAACAAACGGCUUCUGGAUGGGAUGGAGAAAAUCGUUGGGAGGGUACGUAGAAAGGACCUGGGAAUUCUUCUAACUGCAUAGGACAGUAUUCUGCAGAAUCCAGCAUUCUAAAUUACUCAGUGAGCCUGGACAAGUGCUCCAAACACACACUCUCAGAUGGUCAACCUCCAAGAACUGGAAAAUGACAGAAAUGACAACAAGGGGGUGAUAAGUUACCAUAAGCCCUAGAUUGCAUAUGUCCAAAUGAGGGCAAGUUCUAUCAUUCAUUCUGCCUGUUAUGCAGGCUCUUUCUUCUUUUUAACACCCUUCUCUAUUUCCUUCCCUUGAACUAAUUACACAAUAUCAGGUGGAGCACUACAGCAAUCUUAUUCUUUCCUUUAAUAAUAGUGUGUUCUAAGAAAGGCUAUAACCCACUAUUCUAUAAUUAACAUGUCUCUUUGGAACACACUCUCUCCCCCCUUUGGGUUUUUAAAUCAGUGCUUUUAGGGCCUAUUGCUCAAUUUGAAAACAGGCAAUACAAGUUGAUCGCAACUUCUAGAUCGGUGGCCCACCAGAUGUUGUUGGAUCCACCUCCCAGCCAGCACGCCCAAUGCUCAAGGGUGGUGGAAACUGUAGUCCAAAAACAUCUGGAGGGCCACAGGUUCCCCACCCCAAUUUGGAUGGUUCCCUUCACAGGAAAGAAGGUAAUGUUUUCAUCUCUUCCCUACUCUAGAUAUUGGCUCCAAUCCAACACAGUUAAGACUAUUCAAGCCUAUAGAUUUCAGAAAAUUAGGAAAGCUGCAACCAUUUGAGUGCACAAAUGCUGCUAGCUCCCAAAGAAAAUUCGGUGUGCUUUCAAAACAAGGCAGCUAUCCUUUGGACAAAGGAAUUCUAAUUUGAGUGCUAUAUUUAAAGUUCUGUUCUCAUGCCUGAAUACUUCCAUAUCACCCAAGGGAGUCACUGUUUCAUCAUGAAAGCUAAUAGUACGGCAUUCUAUUUACAGAUACAUACAUAUAAAUCCUGGGAAAGCACUUUGCACAGCAGAGUUGCAAUGUAAAUGAGUAAUAAUCAUGGAGAUCAAUUCAAGUGGUUGAAGCAUGAGCUGUUUCUUUCUUCUUUUACUGUCUGGAGCAAAUAUGUUGAGAUGGGGUUUUCCCCCACAAUUCCAUUUGGCUUUCGUAAAGCCUAAGCAAGGAUCUUCUCUCAUCUCAAACAAAUACUGGGCAACUCUUUAAGUGUUAAUGUUGUAAUUCUCUAAAUAGUGAUCUGAAACAGACAUUGUCUCUGGGAUGCUUGCUAACGAUACACAUUUUUCUCUUCUUCAUUAGGUUCACCCAGGUGACCUGGGUAAUGAAGUCUAUUCUAGAUGGUCGGGGCUGCCAUCUCUGCAGCUGGCUGACGAAGAUUCUCGCCUCUUUGCCUUCUACAAUCUGCUGCACUGCUUGCGCAGGGACUCACACAAAAUUGACAGCUAUCUGAAACUCUUGAAGUGUCGCCUCAUCCAUGACAGUCACUGUUGA
Podarcis lilfordi (Lilford's wall lizard) is the source of this 8838-nucleotide messenger RNA. The record is from the annotation of a GenBank genome assembly. Lineage: Eukaryota; Metazoa; Chordata; Lepidosauria; Squamata; Lacertidae.